Molecule: messenger RNA, 1271 nt
Organism: Corvus hawaiiensis (hawaiian crow)
Lineage: Eukaryota; Metazoa; Chordata; Aves; Passeriformes; Corvidae
Gene: S100B
Product: S100 calcium binding protein B
Exons: 3
Coding region: 173-451 (92 amino acids)
Biological process (GO): positive regulation of cell population proliferation; positive regulation of canonical NF-kappaB signal transduction
Cellular component (GO): nucleus; cytoplasm
Molecular function (GO): calcium ion binding; zinc ion binding; RAGE receptor binding
Source: RefSeq, a predicted model, not a curated record
CCCCGCGAACAGCGCUGCGGUGCAGGCACAGCGCCCAGCUCGGACACCCCGCCCCAGCUACCGCUGCCUCCCCGGCGCAGGCAUAAGAAGCCGGCGAGUCCCCGGGGUGCCUGGCCACGCCGCAUCGUUGUGCCACAGCCCCGCCGGCAGCAGGGAGGGCCACGCCACAACCAUGUCUGAGCUGGAGAAGGCGAUGAUCGUCAUCAUCGAUGUCUUCCACCAGUACUCCGGGAAGGAGGGAGACAAGCACAAGCUGAAGAAAUCGGAACUGAAGGAGCUCAUCAACAACGAGCUGACCCACUUCCUCGGUGAAAUCAAAGACCAGGAGACUGUGGACAAAGUCAUGGAGGCACUGGACUGCGACGGGGAUGCAGAGUGCGACUUCCAGGAGUUUGUGGCCUUCAUUGCAAUGGUCACUGCUGCUUGCCAUGAGUUCUUUGAGCAUGAGUGAACUGGUGGGAAGCAGGUGAGCCCCUUCUGCUCAUGCUGGAGAGACGAAAGGCAGCAUUGCUCCUCCAGGAAAAGGAAUGGGUGUGAUUACAGACACCUUAGAGUUCAGCUUGUGCUAGACUUAAGCAGCUUAUUAAAAGUGCUGUGGCUUUGUGAACAAGAAACACCUGUGUGGCUCAGGAAGGGCUAUCGGCUAGUGCCCACUGGGCUGGAUGCAGUGAGCGAGUGCCUUGCCUCAAGCUUCUUCCCUGCUGUUUUAAGUCAGGAAUGUGCAUGGGGCUAGAAGGAGAGGGAUGCUGUUAUCCAAGCUUGCGUGCAAAGGAAAAAGGGAAAUUAAGGAGGAGGUGAUGCAGAGGGGCUUGUUAUGGAAACUUGCUGCUGAGUCCACUGGCUUGAAUGGGAAGACUCCCAGUGAUUCCUGUGGGCUCUAUGCAUGACAUCAACGCAGGAAACCCAGCUCCUGUCCUCUCACAGGUGCUCAGUAGAGCCCACCCAUUUCUUGGGACAUUGAGACACCCUUGGCUUGCAAGGCAAAGUAUAACAAUCUAAAAGCAUAACCAUCUAAAAGCAUAACCAUCUGACAGCUCAGUCUUUUCUCUUGUUGAUCAAUCCUGCUUUUAGCAGCCUGCAGAACUGGAAGCAACAGUGUAUGAGGCUCCUACGCUAGGGUCAGCUCCUGGGCCUGGGAUAUGCCUUGACAAGGUGUCCAGGCUCAGUCAGAAGGGAUGGGGGAUUGGCCUAGUGUCACCACAGACCAAGCACAGCCUCCUGAGUGUGUGAAAAUAACAAGAAUAAAAUGUUGGUUUGGCCUCUGUGAAAAA